AUGGGGGGAUUGGGUAAAACUACAGUAGCUCAAAUGGUCUAUAAGGAUGACUCCAUCGUGAGAAACUUUGAUCUACGAGCUUGGGUAUGUGUCUCUGAUAAUUUUGAUAUCUAUAAGAUCUUAAGAGACACCGCAGAGUCCAUUACUGGAAACAAAUAUGAGAAUCCAUCGAAUGUCGACGUACUAGCGAACCAAGUCAAGGAAAUGUUGAUUGGUAAAAAAUAUCUGCUGGUGCUCGACGACUUGGGGAAUGAGGAUGUCGGAGAUUGGGAAAAACUGAAUAGUUACCUUGUCCAUGGCGGCAUGGGAAGCAAAAUACUAGUCACUACACGCAGUCAAAAGGUUGCAUCUGUUGUUGGUGGUAAAUCUCAUGAUCUUGAAAAGUUAUCAGAUGAUAUUUGUUGGUCCAUUAUAGAGGGAAAAAUACUAUGUCGAGGUGGCAAAGAAAAUGAAAAAUACUGGAAUUGA
Papaver somniferum (opium poppy) is the source of this 468-nucleotide messenger RNA. RefSeq names its product putative disease resistance protein RGA3. Gene Ontology annotation, biological process: defense response to other organism. The coding region runs from base 1 to 468 and encodes 155 amino acids. Gene Ontology annotation, molecular function: ADP binding. NCBI's taxonomy places the organism in Eukaryota, Viridiplantae, Streptophyta, Magnoliopsida, Ranunculales, Papaveraceae. The transcript has a single exon. The record is from RefSeq and is a predicted model, not a curated record.